UCCCCGGGGUCCUCUGCCGUCCGGAGCUCCCCGCGCGACUCCGCCAUGACUCGCCUGACUCUGACUCUGACUCUGCUGGCGGUGGCUGCCGCGCUGGCCGCCGCCGACUACUGCGAGGAUUUCGAGUCGGGCGACUCUGGCCAGUUGUGGUCGGGUAACCCGCUGGACCAGGCCGGUACCUGGGAGGUGCGGCUGGCCUCGGAGCUGCGCCGGCAGGUGCCCGACCUGCCGGCCGAGCCCAGCGGCCGCUACCUGGCCUGGGUGGCGCCGCUCAACUUCUCCUCUACAGAGUACGUCCACGGCCGGCUGGUGACGACCGCGGCGCUCCCCUACCCGGCCGGCUCCUUCAUCUCGUUCCGCUACUGGAUCCGAUCCCAGUACGUGUCCUCGGCCGCGCUGGACGUGCGAUUUGUGGUGGGCACCGCCGAGCAGCCGACGCCGUUCCUGGACCUGAGCGACCAGAGCGGGCCGACCAACGACCAGUGGCGCACGGUGACGGCCCAGAUCCCCGCCUCCAGCCAGCCCGUCAAGCUGUCCAUUUUCGGCGGUCGCGGUCUGGACCAAUUGGACCAGGUGGCCAUCGAUGACAUCACGGUCCAUGGUCCGGACGGUCUGGACCAUCCGUGCGGCCUCGUACCGGUCUCCACGACAACUACCGAAAAACCUACCACAACUACUCCGGAACCCACUACAACUACACUUCAAACUACUACAACUACCCCGAAACCUACCACAACUACCCCGGAACCUACCACAACUACCCCGGAACCUACCACGACUACUCCGGAACCUACUACAACUACCCCUGAAGCUACCACAACUACCCCUGAACCUACUACAACCACCCCGGAACCUACAACUACUCCUGAGCCCACUACAACUACCCCGGAACCUACUACAACUACGCCUAAGCCUACCACAACUACCCCUGAACCUACUACAACUACCUCGGAACCUACAACUACUCCUGAGCCUACUACAACUACCACGGAACCUACUACAACUACGCCUAAGCCUACCAGAACUACCCCUGAGCCUACUACAACCACUCCGGAACCUACUACAACUACCCCUGAGCCUACCACAACUACCCCUGAACCUACUACAACUACCCCUGCGCCCACUACCCCUGCCCCCACCACCCCUGCCCCCACCACCCCUGCGCCCACCAGCUCCCCCACGCCCGCCCCGAGUUGGCAGUGCGUCUGCUCCCUGGGUACCCACGACCAUUCCUCCGAUCACGUGUUCACGCUGGUCUCUCUGCGGCCGUUCCCGUCGUACGGCUGCGACCACGAGGCGGAGCAUCUCUGCGAGGAGGAGUGCCGCACCUCGCGGGACAUCUUCGAGGCGGCCGGCGACUGGGAGUCCCUGGUGAACGGUAGCCGGCUGGGUGACCUGGCCUGCGCCGCCUGGGGCCGCGACGAGAUGCACGGCCUGGUCACCGGCAUGUACGACAAACUGUGCGACAGAGACCGCAAACACGUGGGCAAUUUUGAGCCGCACCUCUGCUGCAAGGAUGGGGCGUACGUGGCGUGUAAAUUGAGCAUGGCGAGGAACCGGCUGGUCAGAAACCGACCCUGAACGGCGGACGGUGUCUGGUGAGGUGUAUCUGGAUAUGUAGAUGCUGGUCAUCAAUACAGAUACUUCUCGAUAUA
Amphibalanus amphitrite is the source of this 1655-nucleotide messenger RNA. RefSeq names its product mucin-5AC-like. The record is from RefSeq and is a predicted model, not a curated record. The coding region runs from base 46 to 1581 and encodes 511 amino acids. The transcript has 2 exons. Lineage: Eukaryota; Metazoa; Arthropoda; Thecostraca; Balanomorpha; Balanidae. Gene Ontology annotation, cellular component: membrane.